Messenger RNA from Phycomyces blakesleeanus NRRL 1555(-), 423 nucleotides. RefSeq lists its product as hypothetical. NCBI's taxonomy places the organism in Eukaryota, Fungi, Mucoromycota, Mucoromycetes, Mucorales, Phycomycetaceae. Bases 1 to 423 code for a protein of 140 amino acids. The transcript is spliced from 8 exons. The record is from RefSeq and is a predicted model, not a curated record.
AUGUUAAGAGCUUAUGUUUAUCAGUCCUUUGAGUGUGCUAUGUUGUGCAGUACUUUAAUAUACCACUGUGAUGGUUGGGAUAUACCCACCACAGUUGAAUGGAAUACAAACUCCACAACAGGGGGAUUUUUGCGAAAAUUAGUUCAAUUGGAAAACAAAAUUCUAAUUAUGCUCACAAAAACUAUUACAAGUGUAUCCAAUGUCUUUGUUUGCUUUAGAAAGGGUUUGGCGAAACAAUUGUGCUUCUUCAAAGUCAAGAGGUGUUCAGACGCGAAAAGAAAGAUAUACGUACCAAAAAUUCGCGUCUCCGACGUCUUUUUAUAUGACACCAACUUCUUGCGGAACCAUACGCUCGAAACUACCUGCUUAGAGCUUUAUAAUGCCUCAGACACAAGUAUUAUUACGUUCAAUCGGCUCGAGUAA